AAUCAGGUAGCAUCGAUGUCGAGGGAAGAGGAAACUAACAACAACGAGCGUGCCCCUGUGGCGCGCCAAGUUGAUUGCCCUGAGAGGCCCGGGCCAGUUAAAACCAGCCGGCUGACGGUUGGGAUUCCCCAUUGAGUUAACCUUGCUUGGUUUCGGGGCUUGUACAUCAGGCUAAGACCCCCAAAAGGUGACACCGCAAUCUCGGGCGAGGACGACAAGCAUGAGAAUGUGGUUGACCACACCAAUUACUAGUAAGUACCCCUAGGUACCAACUUAUCCCAAGCAGACUGGACCCAAUGGUGGACGGAAAUGACAUGACGGACCCCAAGGGAGAAGAAUAAAAAGACACCUGGUUGAUGAACCCCGUCGUUUCGUUUUCCCUCGCUGUCAACAGUUUCUUUCCACAACACACACCAUCAUCACCACCCCUUAACCCGAAAAGACUGCACCAACACCAAAAAUGCAUCUUCGAACCUUCACCACCCUCGCGGCGGUAACCACCACCGUAUCCGCGCUUGCUGCUCCUGCUCCCCUCGUUCACCACGCCAUCGCAGCGGUCGGACCUGAAGUCACCCAGCCCCCUUCUAUUCAGUCUACCCAGAAUCACGGUGCCUUCCGCGCGGAACCGCGCCCCAAAUAUGUCGACGCAAAAAAGCUCAAGAAGCGUGACGACGACCAGGUUCCCUCGGUCGACGACUUCGACGUCGAAUCCGACCAUGAAGACGACGACUUCCCCACCGAACUCUCUCCCACCCUCAAGCCUCUCUACACCUCCUGCGCCUUAGCCUUCAACUCCCUCAUGACCUCCGCCCCCGAGCCGUCUGGCAAGCUCGAAGACUGGUUGGAGACCGCCAUCGUCGGGGACGAAGACAGCUGGACGGCCUCCUCCGCUAAUCAAGGCUACGCGGCCGUCUGCGGAACAUACACCAGCCCCUUAACCCCGCCGGCGAGCUUGGCGUCGACCUACUCGGCCUACAGUUCCGCGAGCGCCAGUUAUCUGUCAGCCCAUCAGUCCGAAGUUACGAGCCUGGCAAACGCGUGCAAGCCGGUUUACGAGGAUGUAUUGUUCAGUCUUAUGAUGCCGCAUAAGGACUAUGAGGAGUGCACGAGUGUCUAUGAUAAUUAUAUGAGCGUCUAUGUGAGCUUGGCGUGCGCGGCGAAUACUCAGGAUUGUUCCUUGACGAGCGCGUACCCGCCAAAGACGACCGGCACGGGGGCGGCGGCGGCGACGACCACAACGACUGCUGCGGGGGCGGGAGUGACUGGUGCCAGUGGGAGUGGCAGCGCUGGUGCCUCGUCGACUACAGUUUCGGGGAACGUGGGCGCUCCCAAGCAAACCUUUGCCGCGGCUGCGGCGUUGGCUGGGCUUGUCGCUGCUGUUGCGGCGCUUUAGGUCUAGGGAGGAGGGAGGGUCUUUGAUGGUCAGUUAGGAAGAGGGAGGACAUAGUUGACAAGCUGCGCGCACCUAUUUGAGAAGAUCUUCCACGUCCUCUCAUAUUAGCGACGGCUAAGGAAAAAAAAAAAGAGUUGGAAAAAAGUAUAGGUGCCUUAUUCUGUAAUGUCUCAAUGAUAGCUAUACUACAUGAUGUUUCACGCCUCA
Messenger RNA from Neurospora crassa OR74A, 1600 nucleotides. RefSeq lists its product as hypothetical. The record is from RefSeq and is a predicted model, not a curated record. NCBI's taxonomy places the organism in Eukaryota, Fungi, Ascomycota, Sordariomycetes, Sordariales, Sordariaceae. The transcript has a single exon. Bases 461 to 1393 code for a protein of 310 amino acids.